AUGAAUAAUGGUCAGGAAAAAAAAGCUAUAGAUUCAGGAAUGAGAUUAUAUUGGCAGAAUAUAUUUUCAUACAUUAAACAGGGUGAUAGAGAAAGCGCAGAGAGAAUAAUAGAUAAUCUUAUAAGUAGCAAUAAAUGGAAAUCUAAAGAAGUAUAUAACUGCUUAUUGAUUAUUGCUGUCACUCAAGGUGAUAUUCAAGUUGCUGAAUUUUGUAAAAAUCGCGGAGCGAACCUUGAUUAUGUAAGUGAUGAUGGAAGAACAUCACUCUGGCUUGCUAGAGAAAAUGGAAAAAAUCAAAUGGUUGAAACUCUUGAAAAAUGGGGUGCACGUGGAGACACUGAUCAGUAUUGUGGUAAAUCUCUUUCUAAUUUAAUAACGCUAGAUUAUCGUGACGAAAUAGAAGAUUUUUAUUACGGUACACUCUCUAGGUGCUUUGAGAAAGGUUUAAGCAAAGAAAAUUUAGCAAAAACAGUAGAGGAUUUUGUGCAAAACAAAGGGUACUAUAUUAAGGAAACAUACGGAGAAUUUCUCCUGUGCUCUGUUGCUAAACGUGAUAUCAAAAUUGCUGAGUUUUGCAAAGAAAGUGGAGCAGAUCUGAAUUAUAAAGGCUACUCUGGAAGAACGCCAUUGGAG
Molecule: messenger RNA, 633 nt
Organism: Cinara cedri
Lineage: Eukaryota; Metazoa; Arthropoda; Insecta; Hemiptera; Aphididae
Source: the annotation of a GenBank genome assembly